This is a messenger RNA of Somion occarium, 1146 nucleotides long. The record is from the annotation of a GenBank genome assembly. NCBI's taxonomy places the organism in Eukaryota, Fungi, Basidiomycota, Agaricomycetes, Polyporales, Cerrenaceae.
AAUCGAUCGACGUCUCCCUUUCCACUCACGUCCACUAUGACUUCCCUCGUUCCAGGCUACAGUCAAGUUUCACAAUUUGUUGAAGACGCCGAGUAUGAGACCAACGAAGAUGGCACCGUACAUGAAGAGGUCUCCUAUGUCACUCUGGAUCUGGGAGCGGUCGAACCGAGGUUGGUCCCCAGUUCGUCAGAAUAUCGUCUCAUUGGACUAGACACGCCAACGCCAUACGUCCAACUCUCUGGUUCCAUAUUCAAGGGUUCACACGAGACCCUUCUUGGAACCGAGAUUCUCUUCACCGAGCAGAAAGACGAUCACACUGCAAAAAAAUCCCUCGCAUACCUGACUACCACCGAACAACGCGUCCGCUUCAAAGAAGUCGAGUUGAAACCCAAACACCCAGAGCGUCCCCAGCCAUCUCAGAAUGACGACACUCGAGUGAGCGUAAAUGUACUCGAUUCAAUCCCUCCAGUAUUCGCUGCUACCGCAAGCCCAAGAACGGGCGGUCGAAGAGGUAGACCGAGAGGACGAGGGCGAGCUAAUGGCAGAAGUAAGGGGAAAGAAAGAGCGUCGGAGGAAGACUUUGAGGGCGCAUUGGAAGGUGUUCUUGGGCAGGCUGGUGCAUCGACCUCAACAUUGUUGACGAUGGACGAUCUUGCGAUGGAUAGCGAAGUGCCCGAGGUGCAGGAGUCGACGUCGCAGACUUCGCAAGUUGCAACGUCUGUAUGGGGCCACCAGGUUCCUCAGAAUGAAGAUCAAGAUAUGAACAUUGAUCCUGCUCUCAGAUGAUCUCUGAGUGGGCUACACUCAAGUACCUGAACAAGACUGUCAGGUCGCAUGUUGUACGGGUUCGUACUUGGCGGUUUACAUAGGUGCUCUCCUUGCAUAUACGCCGUCAUCAAACACACCUCGCAGACGAGGACAUCCCAACGCCUUUUUGCACUUCCACGUGAGGUCCAACUACAGAUACAACUCUCGUCGUACGUAGGAUCAUUCCUUGUGACGUUUACAAAUUCCUCUGUGCAGACGGCUCGUCGAAUCGUGGGAGUGGCAAUACACUAUUCCCGGUUCAUUCGCAUUGCAUUGUACACUAGGUUGCGCAUCCAUAGAAGACAGCUUCCUCAUUCAAGGUCUAGUACCCGAAGCUUA